Diospyros lotus (date-plum) is the source of this 1953-nucleotide messenger RNA. RefSeq names its product rust resistance kinase Lr10-like. Gene Ontology annotation, biological process: protein phosphorylation. Lineage: Eukaryota; Viridiplantae; Streptophyta; Magnoliopsida; Ericales; Ebenaceae. The record is from RefSeq and is a predicted model, not a curated record. The transcript is spliced from 3 exons. Bases 342 to 1658 code for a protein of 438 amino acids. Gene Ontology annotation, molecular function: ATP binding; protein kinase activity.
GCUACUCUCCCUCCCCCCACAAGGGGUCGUCUCUCUCUCUCUCUCUCUCUGUGCAUAUAUAUAUAUAUAUAUAUAUCACAAAUUUUGUUUGUCAGAUUAAGAGGGAUAAAGGGAAGAAGGAGAGGAAAAAGCUUAGUUGUCUACUUACGAGCUAGCCCUACAGCAGCAUUUUGUUGUGAAAGCAGGAUUCCUCAUCCAGGUGAAACUUGCCUACCUGUUGGAAUGAGUUGAAGAUGAAGAAGUUUUUGGUUGGGAAACUAUUUCCUCGCACAAAAUUAAUUGUCUUUGCUGCCCUUUAAUCUUGCUUUGCUGAGUUUCGACUUUGGUUGAUGCCUCUAUAGAUGUCUUCAUCUGAUGUGUUAGUGCCAGUAAUUGCAGGCAUUAGCGUGAUCUGUUGUUUUUGUGCCAAGAGAGUAAGAAGAGCCAUUGUUUCAGAUCUGAGAGCAGCUAUUGCUCAGCCAGCCCCGGGUUCUGUGGUUCAAGCCCCAGGUCAUGUGGUUCAUUCAGAACUGAGAGCAACUGUUGCUCAGCCAGCCUCGGGUUCUAUGGUUCAAGCCCCAGGUCAUGUGGUUCAUUCAGAACUGAGAGCAGCUGUUGCUCAGCCAGCCCCGGGUAAUUAUGUGGUUCAAGCCCCAGGUCACGUGGUUCAUGUGUGGGAAGUUGAUGCUCCGACAAUGGAGAGGUUCCUCGAAGACCUGGCAAAGGAGAAACCGAUCAGAUUCACAGUCCAAGAACUGUGUACCUUCACUUCCAAUUACUCCACAAGGUUGGGUUCUGGAGGCUUUGGCAUUGUCUAUAAAGGACAGUUGCCAAAUAGGGUUAAAAUUGCAGUAAAAGUCCUCAAUAGGAACUCAGUUGGAAGAGCUGAGGAGCAAUUCAUGGCUGAGGUGACCACCAUUGGAAGAACUUACCAUAGAAAUCUGGUCAGGCUUUAUGGUUUUUGCUUUGAUGAAUUCACGAGUGCACUAGUUUAUGAGUACAUGGAGAACGGAUCAUUGGACAAGUACCUGUUCAAUGAUACGCAAGCAAUUGAAGAGUGGGAAAAGCUACGUGAAAUUGCAAUCGGAACAGCAAAAGGCAUCGCCUACCUGCACGAAGAGUGCCAGCAGCGCAUCAUUCACUAUGAUAUAAAGCCUGGAAAUGUCCUCCUAGACAAAAAGUUUACCCCCAAGGUCGCUGAUUUUGGGCUGGCAAUGCUUUGCGACAUAGAUAGUACCCAUGUAUCUGUGUCUGGGUAUCGAGGGACUCGCGGCUACUCAGCACCGGAAUUUGAGCUCAGGAACUUCCGCAUAACGCAUAAAUGCGAUGUCUACAGCUUUGGGAUGCUGUUAUUCGAGAUAAUAGGGAGGAGGAGGAAUGCCCGAAGAGGUUCCACGGACAGCUUGGAUUGGUUUCCAAAACAAGUGUGGGAAGAGUACGAGAAAGGAAAGUUGGCUGCAAUGUUGUCGGGGUGUUGGAAUGAGGAGAAGGAUAGGGAGCAAGUGGAGAAGGCGGCUAUGGUGGCUCUGUGGUGCGUUCAGGGCUCUCCUGAUGACAGGCCGUCGAUGAGCGAGGUGGUGAAAAUGCUGGAAGGCGGAGUGGAGGUGAUGCCACCUUCGAAGCCAUUCCAUUACUGGUUAUCUAUUUCCGUGACUAGGCCUGAUGCACGCACCCUCUAAUGGGAGCCACAGUUCAGACAUUUCUACUUGGCCCAGCUGUGGAACGAAUUCGCGUCGGUACAAGGACACCACGCCCAUCAUGGCCAAGUACGAGAUUCAAAUAGCCAGUAGUACUACCACUACCUAAAAAUAGAAAAAAGAUGUGUUAAAAGCCUUCCUUGUUUUUACCCUUAAAUAAUGUACGUGAUUUGUGCCUAAUGCCAUGAGCCAAAUGAAAACGAGGCUUCUAGAAAAAAAAAUUGUUUGUCGAGUGGCAUUGAAACUUAAUGCCUAAUCUCAAUCAAUGAUAGCUAGA